Molecule: messenger RNA, 2073 nt
Organism: Knipowitschia caucasica
Lineage: Eukaryota; Metazoa; Chordata; Actinopteri; Gobiiformes; Gobiidae
Source: the annotation of a GenBank genome assembly
AUGCCCACUCACUCCUUACUCUCGUUUGUGGAGAGUCCAGACACUGUCACGCAGGACAUCCUGAUUGGCCACAGUGCCAAAAUGCCUGAUAUCGUCUCCAGCAUGACUCCACACGGCCCCUGCUUGGAGAGGGCCAUAGUAACAGCAGUGGACCAGCUCAUCUGCUGCAUGUUCUGCGAGAAAACCUUCGAUCAUCAAGAUGACCUGGGCCCCCACGUCUUGGAACAGCACCCGACCACAUUUCCAGAACCGGCCGUGCUGCGCGUAGAAGCCGAAUUUCGCAUUCCCGAGGGACCAGCAGCGGCCUCCAAAGAUGUCCGCCCUCCUGCUCCUGCGAUAACGGGCCCAACGCAGCGGCCUCGUCGCUCACUCAUUCAGAAGGACAAGAACAAAGAGAGGCCCACCACGUGUGAGGACUGUCAGAAAACAUUCAGGACAUAUCACCAGCUGGUCCUUCACUCCCGGAUCCACAAACGAGACCGUCCAGGUGGAGAGAGUCCCACAUCUGGGCUGGAGCUGAAGCCGAGCCUCAGCGGAGCUGUGGAGCCGGAGGAGGAGGAGGGACUGAUCACAGAGGAGGGGCCGCUUACAGACAUACUGGCAUCAGCUGAAGAGGGUUUUGAACGCACAAAAGGCCGAUCGAAGGAGUGCACUUACUGCGGGAAGUCGUUCAGAUCCAGCUACUACCUCACUGUUCAUCUCCGAACUCACACAGGUGAAAAGCCGUACAAAUGCACGUACUGUGACUACGCCGCUGCUCAGAAGACGUCAUUAAAAUACCACCUGGACCGACGCCACAAAGAAAAGCCUUACAUGGAGCUUCCUAUCCGCCCUUCCUCCUCCUCCUCUGCCUCUCUGCCUUCACCGCCAGACCUCAAAAUGGAACAGGACAGCGAAAACUCCUCCUCACCGACCAAAAUGUGGAUUCAAGACUCCAAACCUUACCCCACGGAAACCAAAUGUAUUCCCAGCGUAUUAGUCACCGACUCAAAGCCACUCAACUACAGGGAUUUUGUCAAGUGUGCAGCUGAACUUCACAUGCCUGUAAACCUGAAAACUGAGAAACAGGAGAUAAAAGAUGAAAAUUACGAUGACACGCCGCUGAAUUUGUCCCUUAAAGUUUCGCUGUCCAUUUCAGCCGCACCAAGAAAAGUUUCCAUCCCCAUUGCAUGCCAACAAUGCCCCUAUAAAACCAUCUACCCAGAGGUUCUUGCCAUUCAUAAGAAGUUGGCGCACAAGGAGAAGUCCGAUCAUGUCCGGAGGUCUGCGGUUUCGCUGCAGAAAAGACACACUGGCUGCCCCCCAGCAUUGGAUGGCAAAGAUGUAACCCCACUGCCAAUCCUUGUAAGAAGUUACCCGAGAAGAACCAAAUCGCCGACGCCGGUGCCUGGGAAAACGCAAGAAAAGAAGAUGUCAAAGCAGUCCCAAAAUGAAAGCCAAAAAUGCAGGCAGAAUGUGGAGUUGCAAGGUAAUGGCCAGGAUGGUAAAUUUACAGAAGUGAUGAGAAAGCCAAGCGCCGGAGGUGUCAAGUACUUGCUGGAUAUCCCAGACCGCGUGGGGACCGUAGAGAGAAGUUACCCGGUUAGAACCAGCGUCAUCUGGAAAACCGACGCGCCUCACAUGUGCCUUUCGAGCCGAUUCGGUAAACUGCCUCAUUUGGAUAUGGGCGAGCCGUCGAACAAGCGGCCGAAGUACAACGGAGCGAGAGAAGGCGACGCGGUGGAGAUGGCCAUGGGUUUUAGAUCCGCGGGGGAGAUGCCAAGUCUGUCAAUGAUGUCCGGGAGAGCGAGUUUGCCGGGUUCCUCCAUUCAGGACGCGCUGGGGGCGGUGAGCAGCUCGUCCGUGGCACUAGGGGGCGCUCUGGACGCGGAGUGGGGAAACAUGAACCUGCUGCGCUCCUGUACACUCAACGAUCUGGCGUCUCUCUACCACACGUCACCAGGAAACCCUCCCAGAAUAGGGGGCAGGACUGUGCUGUACCAACACCUGCCGACUUUGCAAAAUCUACCUCGGAUAGAAUCAAGUGCACAGUUCCCCUACCAGCGCUAUGGCAAUGCUGACAAAAGUGCCUAA